Molecule: messenger RNA, 324 nt
Organism: Microthlaspi erraticum
Lineage: Eukaryota; Viridiplantae; Streptophyta; Magnoliopsida; Brassicales; Brassicaceae
Source: the annotation of a GenBank genome assembly
AUGGAUAGCAAUGAAGCAGUCUUCAACAAUAUUGUCAAUGUUAUUCCAGGAAAACAAAUGCCUGGGAAUGAUAUUGACGUUUACUUGCAGCCUUUGAUCAAAGAACUGAAAGAGUUAUGGGAUGAUGGUGUUCAAGCAUUUGAUGCUUCAACAAAGGAGAUGUUCUGUUUGCGUGCAGCUUUGAUGUGGACUUUGAGUGAUUUCCCAGGAUUAGGAAAUUUGUCAGGCUGGAAUAUUCACACGGGUUUAGCAUGUCCUUCUUGUAACUACGAUGCAGCUGAAUUGUUUACAACAUGGACAAAAGUAUUGUUUCAUGGGUCAUAG